Molecule: messenger RNA, 6028 nt
Organism: Oncorhynchus tshawytscha (Chinook salmon)
Lineage: Eukaryota; Metazoa; Chordata; Actinopteri; Salmoniformes; Salmonidae
Product: AP2-associated protein kinase 1
Exons: 20
Coding region: 590-3838 (1082 amino acids)
Biological process (GO): protein phosphorylation
Molecular function (GO): protein kinase activity; ATP binding
Source: RefSeq, a predicted model, not a curated record
UGACGAGACGCUGAUUGCACCAAAUUGUUGUACUACGGGAGCAAAUCGGGCAAUGAAUUACUAGCUAGUAGCUAGAACACCAAAGUAGCUAGAUAGGCAGCUAAUUAUCGAAUAUAAACCAGGGAGGAGAUUCAGGAGUCAACACCAAGAAAGAGCUCUCGAUAAACUAGUGAAAUAAAUGCCUUUACGCUGAAAAAUGGGUGGAGAUGUGUGUAAAUAGAAGCUAGUAACUUAGCAGGCUGUCAACGCAAUUUUCAAAGCCAGAUAGUUUUUUUUGUUUGUUGUUGAUAUCAUUAGCUAAUUGGUUGGCAAACAUUAACUAGAAAUUUAUAAAUCGAUUAACCGUGUCAUCUCGUGUGUUGAUAGCUAGUUAACUAUUUAACUAGCUUGCUAUUAUGACAGUCGAAACAUUGGUAACUAGUUGCGCUUGGAAAUCGAACGAGCAGGCUCUUCAAGAGGAUAGCUUUAGAUAGCCUAAGGUGGCUACGGUCAUUCAAUUAUCCAAAGCUGAUAGUAAACAACAUCUACGCGUUAUUGUGAAUAGGUAUUGAUUGCAAACCACUCGACACUUGGCAAACAUCACCGGGAAAUGAAGAAGUUCUUCGAUUCACGCCGGGAACUUGUUAGUUCCGGGCCUGGUUCUGGAGCGGGUGGAGGAGGCACUGGGUCCGGCAGCAGCGGUGGCAGUUUCAUUGGACGGGUAUUCACCAUUGGACGGUAUCAAGUGACCGUUGAUGAAACUGUUGCUGAAGGAGGCUUUGCCAUUGUGUUCCUGGUGCGGACCCACCAGGGGGUCCGCUGUGCCCUGAAGAGAAUGUACGUCAACAACGAGCACGACCUGCAUAUCUGCAAACUAGAGAUCCAGAUCAUGAGGGACCUUGUGGGCCACAGGAACAUUGUGGGUUUCCUGGACUCCAGUAUAACUGCAGUGGGAUCAGGAGAUGUCUGGGAGGUCCUCAUCCUCAUGGACUUCUGUCGUGGCGGUCAGGUGGUGAACCUGAUGAACCAGCGUCUGCAAACAGGCUUCACUGAGGCAGAAGUGCUGCAGAUCUUCUGUGACACCUGUGAGGCUGUGGCCCGCCUCCACCAGUGCAAGACGCCAAUCAUCCAUCGAGAUCUCAAGGUGGAGAAUAUCCUGCUCCAUGACCGGGGACACUACGUGCUGUGUGACUUUGGUAGCGCCACCAACCGCUUCCAGGACCCUCAGGCAGAGGGCGUUCCACUGGUGGAGGAGGAAAUCAAGAAGUACACUACUCUGUCAUACAGAGCCCCAGAGAUGAUCAACCUUUACAAUGGCAUGGUCAUCACUACAAAGGCAGACAUCUGGGCUAUGGGCUGUCUACUGUAUAAACUGUGCUACUUCACCCUGCCAUUUGGGGAGAGCCAGGUGGCCAUCUGUGACGGCAGCUUCACUAUACCAGACAACUCCCGCUAUUCCCCGGACAUGCACUGCCUCAUCAGAUACAUGCUGGAGCCUGACCCAGAGCUGAGACCAGAUAUCUACCAAGUGUCCCACUUCUCCUUCAGGCUGGCCGGGAUAGAAUGCCCCAUCCGGAACGUACAUAACUCUCCUAUUCCUACAAAACUCCCUGAACCAAUCAGAGCCAGCGACGCUGUGGCCAAAAAGAGUCAAUCCAAAGCCAGGCUCUCAGACCCUGUCCCCACAAUGGAGACGUCCAUCACGCCCCGUUCACGCCCCAAAGCUGGAGGGGCCCAGUCCAUAGGCAUCCUGCCCAUCCAGCCGGCCCUCACCCCACGCAAGAGACCCAACAUGGCUGCAGGAGGGCCCCAGCCCAUAGGUGUUUUAGGCACCGCCCAGCCUGCAGUUGCUGUCCAAUUAGUCCAGCAGGCCACACCCCCACUGGCUCAGACCGCCCCUUCGCAGCCCAUGGCCACGCCCCAGCAUCAGCAGGGUCUCUUCAUGAAGCAGCAGGCUGCAGCUUUCUUCAGCCCACAGCAGCAGACCAACCAGCAUCUGGCUCCUGGACGUGGGCUCCACAAGGUUGGCACCCUGACACCCCCCUCCUCCCCAAAGAUGCCCCCCCGAGGCAGUCACAGACGCAUCCUGAGUGACGUCACCCACAGUGCUGUGUUUGGGGUCCCAAUCAGCAAGUCAACCCAGCUACUGCAGGCGGCUGCAGCAGAGGCCAGCCUCAACAAGUCCAAGUCAGCAAGCACCACCCCCUCUGGCUCCCCCUGCUCCUCCCAGCAGAGUGUGUACCAGCCAGGGGAGGGCGGUGCCCAGACAGCCCCCUCUGUACCCACUGGCAGCUGGAACCCUUUUGGUGAUGACAACUUCUCCAAGCUCUCUGCAGAGGAGCUGCUCAACAAGGACUUUGCCAAGCUGGCCGAGUCUACAACAGGGGAGAGGGCCAGCCUCUCCACAGAGAACCUCAUCUCAGGGCUGCAGCCUGUCUCUGCUGCUGGGGCCACAUGCAAGGCUUUCCCAGCUGAGAGAACUGCUGACAUCCUGGGUUUGGAUGCAGGCUCAGCGAUGUUGAGUGUCCCGGACCCCUUUAACGCCCUCUCCCUCUCUGACACCACAGAGAAGCUGAUUGAGGGACUGAAGUCCCCUGAGACAUCUCUGCUGCUCCCUGACCUUUUACCCCUGGCUGACCCCUUCAGCAGCUCUGCAGAGGGCAACAGCAAUGCAGUGAAGGCUGAGAUGUGUGUGGACUCUCUCAUCCCGGGCCUGGAUACAGUCUCAGCCAGCCUGCCAGACUCUCUGGCUGGAGAGGACUCUCUGCUGGGCUGCUCUCUGCUGUCUCACACCUCCACCCCUGGGGAUCAAACUAUCUGUGCACCGCCCUCCUCCUGCUCCUCUGCCCCUCCUGGCUCUGCUUCCUGUCUGGACAAGCUAGCUCCAGUCUCAUUUGGCACUGCCCAGACAUCUGCUGAAUCUGCUUACCUCAUGUUGGGCUUCCAGCCACCCGAGGCUGGGGAGAAGGGCACUGAGGACGAGUUUGACCCCAUCCCUGUGCUCAUCUCCAAACACUCCAACAACCAAGAGCUGAAAGGGGAGAGUAAAAGCCACGCUGUGCUAGACAAGGGGAGGUCAGAGAUUGAGCUGCCUGAAGAAGGCCACAGAGCAGACCAGGGCUGUGUCCACUCCAGCGAUGAGGAAUUUGAGGAGGAAGACAAGAGAAAGGAGGAGCAAUGCAGGAGGGCCAGUGAGAGUGAUGAGGUGGGCCAUGACUGCAGUGGUUCCAGACCUUUGCUGCUGGAUUCAGAUGAAGAGGAGGAGCACCGGUCUGAAUUACACCUCCCACCCUCCCAGCCACGCCUAUCACACCCACAACUCUCCACUCCCUCCCACCAACCUACCCCAGGCCCACAUGUCCCAUGCCAGAAUAAUUCCCAACAGAUGCCCCAGAAAGCCAGGGGGGGUGAGGUUGUCCCUGAUGUCUUCUCCAAAGCCCCCUUCAAGGUUGGACAGGAAGAGGCAGGCGAUGUGUUCGCAAAUGCCCCGUUCCCACGUCCCAUUGUUGUGACUCAACAGCAUCCAGAUGUCUUCCUGCAGGCCCCCUUUGUGAAGCCCAAGACCCUCCACCCUCACCCAGCUGUGCUUUACCCUGUGGCCUCUGAAACAGCCCUCUUGAGCCAGGUGGCCCCACAGCCUUUCCGCCCACAGGCCCUGGCCAAGUACUCCCGACACUUUCAAGGCCCAUUGCCUCAGCAGCCUGUGACCGCUCAGAGGGUGUUGUCCAGCGUGAGCAGGCAGACUGCUGUGAGCUCAGUACCCGUGGGACCCUUACACUCCUGGACUUCAGAGGUGAGUGCAGUAGACCCCUUUGUCUCUGCGCCCUUUCACCUCAAGGCCCCGCAAGAGAAGCCCUGAAAGCUCCCAUCCUUCCCUACAAAGCAGGGGAGCCAGCAUUGGAGGCCACACCUGUGCACACUACACUAAAGCAUACACACUGCAUGCUGUCACCAGCACCGGGGCUGGGCUGCAGGGUGGCAUAGAACUCAAAGAUCUUAUCCUUUACAAACUCGGAAAGGUCUUGAAAUUGCGCACGGUCAUCAUUGCACUUUUUUGCUGCAUUAGAGUAGAGGUUCCAGUCAGUCUCAGUUAUCCCUGUGCUGGUAGCUGUCAUAUCCUUUGGUAUGCAUAGAGGAUAUGGCAGUUGUUGUUUUUUUCUGCCUACCUCAGUUUGUCCUCAGCUUUUCCAUUUGAGCGAAAACAUUGCUCAAUUUAGAGAGCUUCUUGACAGGGGCCAGUGUUGGAGGUUUAAAAUCAGACAGGACACACACACACACACACACACAUCCCCCGUUCUAGGGUUAACCGCUUAAUGAAAUUUGACCCUCUGCUCCUUUACUCAGUUCAUCAUCCAUUGCUCUGUAAGGUCCAAUAAGUAUUCCCAUGACAGCCCUGAUCUCUGUGUGAUGAUGUCACUACUCAUCCAGGGGUUAUCCUCUCACAGGGGCCCAAGAAAGGCCUCCUGUAUUGGUUCCUCUACAUGUCUUAUAUACUUCUGUUUGUUUUGGAAGUUAUCUGAUGACCAUUUUAGCCUAUUUAGUGGUGUAUACUUUAUACGAGGUAGGUUAAUGUACAUCUGGUGGUGCUGUCAUAUUUUUAUAAUUUAUAAUAUUCAUCCGAUGCUGGAUUAUGUUGCACAUGUCAAACUAAUGCAUUAUGAGUUGACAUUUUAGCCUUUGUUUUGAUCCAAUCCUUCUUUUCACUUGUGUUUAUGGUCACCUGACUCAGUGCUGCUAAAGUCAGCCUAAGGCAUCUGUCACCUACUGUACAUGCAGGGCAUAUAGUACAGAGCAUACCUUACUGAGGCCAAAGGUCAGAGUUUCACCUUAAACAUGUCAUCACUCAUGGGUGCCUCUGCUGUAUGUAAUUUGGUGUUAGUAGACUUUAAUUUUGAACUGAGGUUGUUAAUGUUGUAGCAGAGACGCCUUGUAGAAGUCCUCAAAUCUCACGACCAGCACUGUCGGCAAAGUCCCAGUCAGCACCUCCACUACACUCUGUCAGCAUCUAUUGUUAAUGCUAUGUAACUCUAUGCACUCACAUUCCACACCUGCUCAUUCAAUCAUUUUCUUAAAUAGCAAGCCUACAUUCUACCUGCACUCGAUUCAAUAAGAUUUGGAAACCUUUACAAUCAGCAACCAAUUCAACCUUUACAAAUCAGCACCCCCUGUCAGAAUAACUAAAAACCCUUGUGAAGCACCUCUAGCAAAACACACAACUUUCACCUGUGGCAAGUCAGACACACACUUCCCUACACAUGCUCAAAAGACACAAUUCCAAGUCAAGGGUCAACACAUGGUUUCUUCACAAACCCAUAAGCUUUCGCACUUCUACACCAGAUUUUGCAUUCCUUUUUUUAUAGCCAUAUGAAAUGCUGAUAUGGUAUUCUGCUGACUAUUGUAGAGUCUUGAAGCACUUUUCAAUGUUUGCGAUCCAUUACAUGACUUAGUGAUGGUGUGGACCAAUAGACUUUCUCAGCUACUUGAUCCAAAAUAAGAAUCCCCGUCUUAAAAGGAGAAAUUAUUCUGAUUUGCUUUUUGUCAUUUGUGAUUACUCUUUGUAUAACAUGUUAAUUCAUCUGCUGUGCAAAUGAAGACUGAACACCAUCAGCAGCAAUGAUAAUGUACUCUACAAUUACAUGUGUUGAGGUGACACAGCUUUCUGAAGUUGUUGAAAUUGUUUUUUUGUGUAGGUCCUUUCCUGGAUAACUUAAAAGCAGCAUUUCUGUUUGAUUUGUCUGACUGUAGUAUGUUGUGUAGUAAAGUGUGGUGGCUGAUUCAACAGCAAGCCUCACCUGCUGAACCCUAAAGGCACCCAUAUCAAAAUACUUGAGUCAUGCAUAGUUUGCCAUUCAACACCAUAUCUUGUAUGUCCUUGCGUAAAGAUGAAGAUAAAUAAAUGUAUGCAAAACAAGUAAAUCUCAUUUGUAAUUUGCAUUUGUGUAUCAUGAGACGCACCCAUAUGCAAUGUAUGUUAUAAGAUGAACGUUCUCUACCUUGUGGUUAUAGGUAUGUAUUACACUGAACUAAAAUAAAUGCAACAUGUAAAGUG